Messenger RNA from Quercus lobata, 4588 nucleotides. Its product is annotated as putative disease resistance protein RGA3. Lineage: Eukaryota; Viridiplantae; Streptophyta; Magnoliopsida; Fagales; Fagaceae. The transcript is spliced from 5 exons. Gene Ontology annotation, molecular function: ADP binding. The coding region runs from base 185 to 3910 and encodes 1241 amino acids. The record is from RefSeq and is a predicted model, not a curated record.
CGUUUGUUGAAAAUACCCGGAAUGAAUCAAUGAACCUUAUCUUCACGCGUUGAAAGUGCAAGUUGAUGCUUUGUGUUCCCUCCUGCUUUUAUCAUUGUUACUGUUGUCCUUAACAUCACAAUUCUUGUAUUGUUUCCAAAUUACUGAGAGCUUGUUUCUAACUAAUCGCAGCACCAAACCAAAGAUGGCGGAGACUGUCAUUAUUAGUGUUGUGCUAGGCAAGCUAAUUCCAGUUGCUACUGAGCAGAUCAGCCUUGCUUGGGGGUUCGAGGAGCUGCUGAAAGAACUUCAAGACUCAUUGACCACGAUUCAAGCUGUGCUGACUGAUGCGGAGAGAAGGCAAGUGGGAGAAGAGUCCGUGAGGCUUUGGAUGCGGAGGCUUAAAGACGUUGCUUAUGAUGUUGAUGAUGUGCUGGACGAGUUUGCUUAUGAGAUUCUCCGACGAAAGUUAGAGAUCCGAAACCAGAUGAAGAGAAAGGUAUUCUUCUUCUUUUCAUUUUCAAACCCUAUUGCAUUCCAAAUCGACAUGGCCAACAAAAUUAAGACUAUGCUCAAAUCUUUGGAAAAGAUUAGUAAUAAAGCAAAAGAAUUUGAUUUUGCUAGCGCGGGAUCAAUAAAUGCAAUUCCUGAGGUCAUUCUAAACCGAGAGACAGACUCCUCUCUUGAGGAUGCAGAGAUUGUAGGAAUGGGAGAUCAUGUCUCAAAAAUAGUAGACUUGAUGCUUAAUGCAACCAAUGAACAACUGUCAGUCAUUCCUAUAGUGGGAAUGCCGGGUUUGGGAAAGACAACUUUGGCAAAACUAGUGUAUAAUCAUGAGCUAGUGCAGAAGAAUUUUGAUAAAACAAUAUGGAUAUGUGUCUCCGAUGAUUUUGAUGAUAAGAAGAUAUUGAGAGAGAUUCUUGAAUCCCUUACCCUGGACUCAUGUGCGUUGCAAACGAAGGAUGCAAUACUCAAAAGCCUAAAAAAAGAGUUGCAAGAGAAAAGAUAUCUUCUCGUUCUUGAUGAUGUUUGGAAUGAAGAUCGUGUGAAAUGGGAUACUUUAAGGAGUUGUUUGUUAGGAAUUAAUUCAUCUGCAGGAAACAAUAUUAUUGUAACAACUCGUAGUGAUACUGUGGCAAAGAUCAUGAAGACAAUUCAUCAGCGUCACUUGGAAAAGCUCUCAGACGAUGAAUGUUGGUCCAUAAUCAAGAAAAGAGUAUCUUCAAAUGAAAGAAUUCCACUAAGUCUAGAUCUAGAGGAUAUUGGAAGGGAGAUUUCUAAAAGAUGUCAAGGGAUUCCAUUAGUUGCAAGGGUUUUAGGAGGGACAAUGGCUAAUAAUAUUGAGGAAAGUGAAUGGUUGGCAAUUCAAAACAGUGAGGUUUGGAGUUCCUUGAAUGGUGAAAGUGAAAUCUUAUCAACACUAAAGUUAAGCUUCAAUCAUCUUUCACCAUCUCUAAAAAGUUGUUUUACAUAUUGUGCAAUAUUUCCUAAAGAUUAUGAAAUGGGAAAGGAAGAACUAAUUCAACAUUGGAUGGCUGAAGGGUUCCUUCAUCCAUCACAAGGAUCUUCUUUUGAGAUGGAAGACAUUGGUAACAAGUAUUUUGAUAUUUUGUUAGCAAAUUCCUUAUUCCAAGAUAUAAAAAGGGAUUAUUUUGGUGAUAUAAUAAGUUGUAAGAUGCAUGAUCUUGUACAUGAUCUUGCCCUCUCAAUUUCAAAAUGGGAAACCUUGCAUUUAGGGGGCAAUGUGGGGGAUGACAUUGACAUGUCUCAUAUUCGGCGUUUAUCUUUUAUAUCCAAUGACCGGACAACACCAACAAUCCCACUAUCUAGAGAUGGCAUGGGUAGAUUGCGCACAGUAUUUUUGAUUCCUACUAAUCUUGGAGACAAGUUAUUGGACUUAAAAUUUGUACGUGGUCUAACAUUAUCUGGGGUAAGUUGGAAAAAAAAUUUCAAGUCAAUUUGUGAGUUUAGACAUUUAAGGCUUCUUCAAUUCGGGGGAACCUACAUGAGUGCAUUACCCAAUUCUAUUUCCAAGCUCUACAACUUACAAACUCUAGUAGUCAAGGAUACUUAUGUAAGAAAGCUUCCAAAAAAUCUAAGAAAUUUGACUAACUUGAGACAUCUUAAAAUUAGCCAUGUGGACAUGACACAAAUGCCGAUCAAUAUCGGGCAGUUGACUUGCCUUCUAACAUUGCCUCUCUUUGUCAUCGGACAAAAAGCUGGUCAUCGAAUUGAAGAACUAGGAUUCUUAAGCCAGCUCAGAGGAGGAUUAAAUAUCUUCAAUUUGGAGCAUGUGAGAGAUAAAGAAGAAGCCAAAACUGCAAAUUUAGUGGGAAAGACAAGAGUACACAAGCUGGAAUUCCAUUGGAGUCGGGAAAGAGUAGGCAACAACAAUGAUGAGGAUGUAUUGGAAGGCCUUCAACCUCACCCACGUUUGAAAAGCUUAAAGAUACGAAAUUUUGGGGGUGAGAAGUUCCCUUCAUGGAUAUUAGCCGGUGAUAACAGUGGUGGUGGUUUGUUUCUUUUUAACCAUCUGUUGGAAAUCCGUUUAGUAUAUUGUAAUAAAUGCGAAAAAAUUCCGACACUUGGGCAUUUACCAUGUCUCAAGUUUCUUCAAAUAGAGGGAAUGGAUAAUGUGACAUGUAUAGGAGCAGAAUUUUACGACAGUUAUAGUGGUGUGGGAUCAAGUACUAGUAGAGGUGGCAGCCGUAGAAAUGAGUUGUUCCCAGCUUUGGAAAGGCUUUAUUUGCUGAGAAUGCCCAAUCUAGUGGAAUGGAAGGAUGCGGUGGACCCAACAACAACAAGAAUGGUGUUUCCUUGCCUUGAGGAGUUAGCCAUUGCAGCAUGUAGUAAACUGAUAAGUGCUCCAUGUCAUUUUCCGUCACUUAAGAAAUUAGAUAUUCGGAAAACUUGCAGUACGACAUUCAAAAACAUUAUCAGCAAGGUUACCACACUUACGUCCCUUGAGAUUUCUGAUAUUUCAGAACUUGCUUGUCUGCCAGAGCAUUUAUGGCAAAAUAAUACUACAAGUCUAAUGUCUUUAAAGAUAGGCAGUUGUGCUGAUUUGGUGUCCAUCUUGCUGCCGCAUGAGGAUGAUGUAUGUGCGCCUUGCAUGUCUCUCCAAUCACUUUGUAUUGUCAAAUGUGAGAAAUUGAGUCAUUUGCCAAACACACUGCAAACCUUCAAUUCCCUUGAGAAAUUUGAAGUAAUCAGUUGUUCCAAUGUGAUGUAUUUUCCCAGUCUACAAGGUGUGGCACCCUUUCUUCGAACUCUAAAGAUAUCAUGUGGUGAUGAAGUUUUCCCGUCUGGGCUGCAAUCCUGUACAUCUCUUUCGGAAUUGACGAUAUCGGAAUGUCCUAAUCUGAAAUCAAUUCCAGAUAUGCGAGAAUUACAUUCUCUUAUCCGAUUAGAGAUUUGGGAUUGUCCUAAUCUGAUAUCAAUUGGAGAUCUACGAGAAUUGCAUUCUCUUAUCCGAUUAGAGAUUCGGUAUUGCCCUAAUCUGAUAUCAAUUGGAGAUCUACGAGAAUUACAUUCUCUUAUCCGAUUAGUGAUUCACGAUUGCCCUAAUCUGAUAUCAAUUGGAGAUCUACGAGAAUUGCAUUCUCUUAACGACUUAGGAAUUAUGCGUUGCCAAAAGUUGAGGCAUCUACCGGAUGGCUUAGACUGCCUCACCCGCUUGAAGCAUUUGUGGAUUGGUAAGUUUUGCGAGGAGCUGGAUGUUUCCACGAUUCUCUGUUCCUUCCAACACUCGCAGACAUCCCUUGAAAACCUAUAUUUGUAUGGGUGCGAUAAACUCAAAACUCCUCCGGAGGAAAUUCUACGCUUCACCGGCCUCAAAUAUCUGGCAAUAAUUGGAUGUAAAUCAAGGAUAACUUUUCAUUUUUGGUUUAAAUGUCGCAUGCCUCAUCUUGAUCUGUGGAUUCCGAUAUAGAUGCCAAGUUCAGCAGCAUUGGUGAUCAUAUCAAGACAUAUCUAUAAUGUUCCGCUGGAAGAAUAAUCAAUUAAAUAAUCCACUCUCAGCUAAUGGAAGUUCGUUAUAGAGCUGUGCUAACAUCUGCUCAAGUUGAAAAAGGAAGGCUUAAUUCAAGACCUGCAUGCAGUACUUACGAUUGCGAAAGGCUGAUGCAAUGCUCACCAUAUAACGGAAACUACAGAUUUAUUAUUUCUCCAGUUGUCCCCAUUGAAAGGAAGGAUGUACCAAGGGAAAAGAGCCCAAGUGGUCUAAGAUUUUCCACAUUUAAUAAAAAUAGAAAGUUAUGUCAUCCAACUGAUAGCAUCUUGAAGUUUAUGUAAUAUCAUACAAAUCCACUGAUUUUUAUCCAAGCAAUCAGUAGUAAGAAAGAAACUUCAGUUGGAUGGCUUGGUUUCCAUGCUCUUAGCAUGCAAGUAUGAGGAGGUUUCUGUUUCUGUAGUUGGGGAUUUGAUUCUUAUAUCAGAUAAAGUGUACACAAGGAAGGAGGUUCUGGAAAUGGCAUUCAAGGAGGCACAAAAAGUACUCAAAACCAAGCUUCUUAUUUGGUCUGGGAAAUCUGAAAAACACACAAAGAUUCCAUCUUUUCAUGAUUUGGAGCAAAACCCAGAUGCCAAAUUCUUGCAUAUUUGUGUUAAU